Ceraceosorus bombacis is the source of this 4264-nucleotide messenger RNA. The record is from the annotation of a GenBank genome assembly. Lineage: Eukaryota; Fungi; Basidiomycota; Exobasidiomycetes; Ceraceosorales; Ceraceosoraceae.
AUGGCAGACUCGAGCGACGCCAAGGCACGAUCUUCUCCUGUCAGCGCAGAAGCGACUCUCACAUUAUCAGCUGAAAGUCUGAGAUGGCACGUCUUGGGUGUAUUCGCUGCGGCUGCAGCCCUUCUGUCGCCUUGGGUGGGUCCAGUCUCGCCGCCAACGUGGGUCUGCACCAUCUUGGCCAUCUUCUUCACCCUAUUCGCUUUGACAGCCAUCCCAGCAUUGGUCAUGGUCCUUGCUUACCUGGCAGACCAACGCCAACUUCUCCGCACUCGUGAUGAGCCUCGCCUCGACGGGUCAUCUCGACCACAGCUUUCGUUCACCCAACCCACCGCAUGGGCUAAGCUUCGUCGGGAUAUCAACAGACCUCAACCUCCCACAUCAUCUUUAUGGCCAGCGAGCAAGCCUCUGAGCGAUGUCACGGAUACCAUUAUCAAGUGGAUCAUCCGCGACUUCGUCUCUCCGUGGCAUACGCCUCUUACAGCGCGUAGUGGUUCGGGCGAUGAAGCGACGUCCAACAAUUUCCCGCGUGCUUUGGACCACGCUCUGCGGCAUGCCCUGCGCACGCUGGGCGAAAGUGGAUCUCGGCUCGACCUGUCAACCCUCGUUGUCCGCGGAGUCUUGCCGAAAGUGACAAAUCACAUCAGUGUGCACCGCAGAGCUGUGCUCCGACUCCAUGGACCCCCUCUGGCAGGUGCAGGGGACCUGAACCAGCUUUCGGGAGACUCAACUACGGAUAUCUUCCUUGCAAAGGCGUACGAGGCCUGCGGAGGCUCGCUGCAUGCUGCUGUCGCAUCAACCUCGACGCUAGACACUCGGCACACCGAACAAGCUCAUUUGCGCUCCAGCGCCGAACGUAUCCUGGCCGUGCUGUUGCCUGAGGAAGAGCUUCGCAGCCCAGCUGUGCGCGUCGUCGCACGGGAACUUCUCGCCUGCACUGUCCUCACGCCGCUGGUCGACUCUUUGUCGGACCCGGACACCAUCAACUCGAUGCUCGAGCAUCAGGCCUCUGUCGCACUGCAAGAGCAGAAGCUGAUCACCCAGCUCCGUGAGACGUUGGAUAGAGAGCAAAAGCGCUCGCGCACCAGUGACUGCAAGGACCCGUAUCUCUCGUCUUACAAGGACGUCGCUUUUAGUGACCGGACCAAGCGCGGCCAGUCGUUAGGAAUACCCUCCCCUCUCGCCAUUCGUAGCAUGGAUGAGGCACAAGCUCGUCGGCUCAAGACCGCUCUCGUGCGCGAAGCUAACAAGAUGCAGAGUGACACCGGCGGGAGCGGCUUGCAAACAGACUCGACACGGCAGUACAAGCGUAUGAAAGAGGGCAUCGUGGCUGUCGAUGCUCGGCUUGCCCAGCUCGAUCAUGUCAAGUCUGAGGCUGUUGCCAAAGCCUUGCCAGCGGACGACGUGCCAAAGCACACGGAACUCGACACCACUUUCGACCCGGCUCCAGUCACUCUGCAGACCGUUCUCAAAAACUCGCUCGCUUUGUCUCAUUUCCUAGAGUGGAUGGAACGUCGAGGCGCAGGUCAGCUCGUGCAAUGCUGGAUGUCGAUGUCCGUCUUUCGACAGCCGCUCGAGGAGGUCGAUAGCGAUGCCGAAGAGCAAAAUCCCGCGCGCCAUUUGGCUCGAUCCCAGAACGCAUCGCGAGAUGCUCUCGACGUUCUCCUCGCGGACCUGCGACCGUUCGUAGACCACUACUUCCCAGGACUCACCUGCAUCAAUAUCCGAGACAAAGAAGCGGUUAUCAGGGCUACGCAAGAGUCGUCUAAGCCUGACGCUGUCAUGACGCACACAGACUUGAAAGCGGCACGGAGGAGCGUCCUUAAGGCUCUCCAUCAGAUAGAGAUGGAGCUCCUUGACGAAUACUGGCCAAGCUUUGUUCGAAGCCGCGCUUUCGCACGAGCUAGACGAGAGCUUGCACGCGAUUCCGGCUCGGACGCACGGCAGCUGCAUACUUCUCAAGCCAUCACGUCCGCUGAUCGUUCGCGACGAAGCAUCGACGACGAAACAGUGGAACAAGGAAUGGAUCGAAGCAUGCAUUCUGCAGACCUCUUUGGGCACGAGCCAAUCUACCGAACGCGGUCCCCUUCGCCUGCGCUUUCAACACAAGCCGGAACUGAGCCUCUUCCAGGAACUCGCGCCAUCUCGAAGGUCGCCAGGAAAGGCAGCCGUGCAACACACAAUCUCGACCUUUUGAUUGGCGGUGCUGGUACUGUUCGCAGCCCGAGCGAAAGGCCUCCGCUUUUCCGCGAGAAUUUGUUUGAGGAUGGAGAGGCUGAUGAUAGUGCAGAUCAGGAUGAUACCGAAGAAGCGCCACUCACCCUUCGAGCAGACCGGAUGGACGCUUUGGCCGAUGCCCUUGCUAACCUCAUCGCCGAUGAUGGUGCGAUCGCUACAACGGGUGAACGGGUGCUGUCGCACCCGACUGGCACGCAUGCAAGUAACGUGAAUAGCUCAAGCUGCUCUUCAUGGGCGGCGCGUCCCUCUUACAGAACCGGUACAAGGGGAUCAGCAACAGCAAAGCAAGACUUGCGCCCUGCAUUCAAAAGAUCGUCGAGUGGACCUAAUUCGGAUGGGCCUCGCUCUAGCCAACGUGACAGAGUCUUUGGUGACGACGACAAUCUAGAGAAGAGCGGGAGCUCUCGUGUCUCAGAAGAAGGCGAUGCAGUGCCGCUUGGCGAAUGCAGUGCAGCUGCUUCAUCCUCUACUGCCAGCCAUUCUGCGGGGGCGGUGCCGAUCGCGGAGUCAGAGCUCGCUUUCGACUUUGUACGUGAGCGUACCAGACUCUGCGCGGAUGAGGAGCGCGUACGGCGCCAGCAUGAGCUGCUGUCGGCCCUCAUUCGCAAAGCAGAACUUACCGGCGCUGGUGUCAAGGAGCUGCGGUUGUUGACACAGAGCCAGAAAGCAGCGGCUCGUGAUCUUAGCCAGCUUUCACUAGCCCACGCUGAGCUGCAGGAGCGCAAGGCACGUUCGAGCCUUGUGAUGGGACUGGUUGAGGUCUCGAUACCGUUUGAAAGCAUCAUGGCUGCAGAAGUAGGCGCAAAAGAUUUUGCAGUGUAUCACAUUCAGGUCGAUAAAUUCUCUGCGAGGACACGAGUGACAGGACAAGACGCACAGGAAAACUCACAAGAGUCACGCGCUGUCGAGAGCGGCUGGGUUGUUGCGCGCCGCUACAGCGAGUUUGCAGCCUUGAAUGACCACCUCUCCAAGCGCUUCUCUGAAGUACAUCGCGCGAAAGGCCUGUUUCCCAGCAAGCGAAUCGUGGUCUUCUCACCAACGCCUCUAGUCGAGGGGCGUCGGCAAUCGCUAGAGAAUUGGCUCAGGGUGAGUCUGUCUUCGUCGUCGGUGACCUCGCGAUGCUCAUUCGUCAUGUUUCUCCAUUUUCUCAGGCCCUGCUCCUCAUACCCACUAUCUGCACAAGCCCAGAGCUCGAAGCAUUUCUAAAUCCAGCGCAGAUGCACGUCCUCCAGACGACGCUUGAAGCCGCCGUCAAAAGCUCGGGCAUGGAUACAGCACCAACGCUCAGCGACAGGAGCAUUGCAUCGCCGAUUGAUGCCGCCUUUGAGAUGGUUGUCAGCCUCACUGACUCUUUGGGCAUCCCUUUGCCGGCCAUCGUGAGCAGUCGCCAAUCUCUGACAGCCGGUCUUGUCGGCCGCGCUACGGGUUCGACAGCUGUGCCUGAGUCGCCGCUGCAGGCAGAGUCACAAGGCAAGAUGACAUUGACGCCUUUUACAGAGCCCAUAUGUGCGCUGCUGUUUGAGGUGUUCCAGCUCAGCGAAAAAGACCAGUGGUUCAGACGACAAUCGCUUGUGAUCGUGCUACAGCAAGCCCUGGGUGGCACCAUCGAGCGGUCAGUCUGCGUUGUGCUUUGACCAACGCGGGAAGUUGAAUCUGAAAGCUCCUUCUCCCGACUCAAUACCACAGCAAAAUUCGCGAAGCCUUUUCGAGCGGAACCUCUUCUUUGGCAAUGACGCGCCACUUGACGAAAGUGCGCGACAGUAUAUGGCCGAAUGGAACCUUGAAGAAGUCCGCGCCACCUCGAAGUCAAGCUGAGAAAGAUUCGCUGAAAAUCAAUUCGCUUCGAAAGUGCUACGCAUUGCUACCGGACAUAGCCGCGAGCUUCAUGGGCAAAGAGAACGCGCGAAAGGGGGCGCGUGAUGUGCACUCUGUCUUGCAGAGCAAGCGCUUGAACAAGUCUCUGAUAUACUCUGUGCUCGAUCUCUUGCUCGACGAGUUUGUGGAGAAGUCGAGGCAAACGCCCGUAUAG